Molecule: messenger RNA, 1793 nt
Organism: Aspergillus ibericus CBS 121593
Lineage: Eukaryota; Fungi; Ascomycota; Eurotiomycetes; Eurotiales; Aspergillaceae
Product: translation initiation factor 4B
Exons: 7
Coding region: 135-1622 (495 amino acids)
Molecular function (GO): RNA binding
Source: RefSeq, a predicted model, not a curated record
UCAACGCCCCCCCAUCGUAUUUGUGAUCCCUUCCUUGUCGGAAGCCCCCCCUCUUAUCGUUUUAGUGAUCCUUUAUUCUGAGACGCGCACAGGAACUCCCUUGGCGCGUUUCCCACUCUUGAACAACCGCAAUCAUGGCGCCCGCAAAGCAGAAAGCCCAGAAGAUGUCUCUGGGCAACUUCUUGGCCGACGAGAACUUCGGUUCCUGGGCUGACGAGAUGGAGGACAUGCCUAUGCCUGCCGCUCCCGCUCAGUCCAGCUACGGAGGCGAUCGUCGCUCGGCUGCUCCCUCGUCUGGUUUCGGAAAUGGUUUUGGUGAGCGUGAGCGUGGUGGCUACGCUGUGAGAGAGCCUCUGCCUCUCCCGACCCAGCCCCCUUACACCGCUCACGUCGGAAACCUGUCGUUUGAUGCGACCUCCGCCGAUAUCUCCGACCUCUUUGUUGACUGCAGUGUAACCAAUGUCCGUGUUGUUGAGGACAAGUUGACCAAGGCCCCCAAGGGCUUCGGAUAUGUCGAGUUCGAGACUGUCGAUGGCCUGAAGAAGGCACUCGACCUCUCUGGCGCCACCCUUCAGGGCCGUGCCAUUCGUGUUAGCAUUGCUGAGCCUCCCAAGGAGCGUGAUGUCAAGGAAUUUGACUGGACUCGCAGAGGUCCCCUCCCGGAGCUUCCCCAGCGUCGUGUGCCCGACCGCUCCUCUUUCGGCCGCAACCUCGACAACGUGUCUGACGCCGGUAGCGAACGGGCCACUGGCCGUCGCAACUUCGAGGGUGAUGGAAAGUUCCGUGAUUUCAGCAACUGGGAACGUAAGGGACCUCUCUCCCCGCCACCUGCACCUGUGAGAGAAGGCCGCCCCCGCGGUGACGAUGGCCCUGGUUUCAGAAGAAGCUCCCCCGCCUGGGGUGAGGGACGCUCUCAGGAUGGCUCCCGCCCCCCGAGACGCGAAUUCCAAGAACGCACCCCUACUGCUGCCGACCUUGACAACCAAUGGAGAUCCAAGAUGCGCCCCGACCAGCCCGCCAAGGAGUCUAGCAACCCUCCUUCUCCUGCUGCUGCCCCUGCUGCUCCCGCGACUCGUCCUCGUCUGAACCUUCAAAAACGGACUGUCACCGACGCCGCUUCCACGCCCUCUGCCGGCGCGGAAUCCAAGGCCAGCCCCUUCGGUGGUGCCCGGCCCAUCGACACCGCCGCCCGUGAGAAGGAGGUCGAGGAACGUCGCCAGAUCGCCAUCCGCCAGAAGAAGGAAGCGGACGAGAAGGCGAAGGCCGAGAAGACCGACAAGACGGAGAAGCAGCGUCCUGCCAAGGACCAGCCCAAGGAGAAGUCCGGAUCUUCGGCGGAUCCCAAUGGCCGCGACACCGCUGAGCACGCCCAGGGUGGCAAGAACUUCGACAUCCUCCGGCAGGCCGGCGAGGAUGAGAGCGGCAUGACCGCGGAUCAGGACCAGACGGAGGAGGCUGCUGCCGCUGCCAAGGGCGCCGAAGCCUCGACUGAAGCUGCCCCCAGCAAGGCCAACGGCAGCUGGAGGUCCGGCCCUGCCGAGACCGGCGCCGACGACGAGGGCUGGAGCACCGUGAGCUCGAAGCCGCGCAACAACCGCCGUGGCGGCCGCACGUUCGCAUAGACCCGAUACCCCAAAGCUGGUCAUCAGCUGACCGAAACCUUGCGCCAUGCCCCGAGAUGCGUAUCGUGACGAGAAGCCCUCGCUCUUGCUUCUCCGGGCUCUGAUCCUGGUCGCUUCUGGCUGUCCCAGCGAACGCUGUGGUGCAUGGCCCGGUGGAUUUUGGUUACGUCG